Abrus precatorius (Indian licorice) is the source of this 2132-nucleotide messenger RNA. RefSeq names its product DELLA protein GAI-like. The record is from RefSeq and is a predicted model, not a curated record. The coding region runs from base 225 to 1961 and encodes 578 amino acids. NCBI's taxonomy places the organism in Eukaryota, Viridiplantae, Streptophyta, Magnoliopsida, Fabales, Fabaceae. Gene Ontology annotation, cellular component: nucleus. The transcript has a single exon. Gene Ontology annotation, molecular function: sequence-specific DNA binding; DNA-binding transcription factor activity. Gene Ontology annotation, biological process: hyperosmotic salinity response; response to abscisic acid; negative regulation of gibberellic acid mediated signaling pathway.
UCCCUCCUUUUUCUUACUACCCCCAAAUAUCAAACUCACCUUUUCGUUAAUUUUAAUUUUAAUUAAUCAUAAAACCAAUUUCAUUAUUAUGGCUUCCGUUGCUCCUUAUCUUUUCCACCCUUCUCUCUCUCUCUCUCUCUCUCCCCCCUUUUCUCUCUUAAGCUCUGAAAUUUUGCUAUGACCAAACAACCCAAUUGGAACUGUGAUUUGUGAUCUGUGUCGUGAUGAAGAGGGAACAGCAAGAAAGGUGUGGUGGAGGAGGAGGGUACGGCAUGAAAGAAAGCUCGUCAAUGUCGAGCGGCAAGGGGAAGAAGAUGUGGGAGGAAGAGCAACAGGGAGGGAAUGACGAGUUGCUGGCGGCGUUGGGGUACAAGGUGCGUUCUUCGGACAUGGCUGACGUGGCACAGAAGCUUGAGCUGUUGGAUAUGGUGAUGGGCAGUGCUCAGGAAGAGGGAAUUUCGCACCUGGCUUCUGACACCGUUCACUACGACCCAGCGGAUCUAUCUUCAUGGGUGCAAAGCAUGCUCAACGAACUCAACCCUGAUCCAUCAUCAUCCAUCCUCGAUCCAUCUUCUCUCUUGGAAACCCCCCAAAUCGAUAACCCCUUACACCACCCUUCUUCCAUCCUCAACGACGACUCUGAAUACGACCUCAGAGCCAUUCCCGGAAUAGCCGCAUACCCUCCACAAAACAACCACACCAAAACCGAAACCGAAACCGAAACAGGUAACAAGCGGUUCAAGGCGUCGCCAAUUGAGUCACCAGAGUCCGUGCCACCGGCGGGGACUUUAUCAGAGUCAACAAGACCCGUUGUUCUGGUUGACUCCCAGGUAACGGGGGUUCGUCUCGUUCACACUAUCUUGGCCUGCGCUGAAGCCGUUCAGCAAGAGAAUCUCAAGCUCGCCGACACGCUCGUCAAGCACAUAGGUCUUCUCGCGGCUUCGCAAGCAGGAGCCAUGAGAAAAGUGGCUUCGUAUUUCGCGCAAGCCUUGGCGCGCCGAAUCUACGGAAUAUUCCCGGAGGAAACCCUCGAUUCCCCUUUCUCCGAUAUGUUGCACAUGCACUUCUACGAGUCCUGUCCCUAUCUGAAAUUCGCGCACUUCACCGCCAACCAGGCCAUUCUCGAGGCCUUUGCCACCGCCGGGAGGGUCCACGUCAUCGAUUUUGGACUCAAACAGGGGAUGCAGUGGCCGGCGCUCAUGCAGGCCCUCGCAUUGCGUCCCGGUGGCCCUCCUACUUUCCGGUUAACCGGAAUCGGUCCUCCUCAGCCGGAUAACACCGACUCGCUUCAGCAAGUGGGCUGGAAGCUGGCCGAGUUGGCCCAAACCAUUGGCGUUCAGUUCGAGUUUCGCGGAUUCGUUUGCAACAGUUUGGCGGAUCUUGACCCGACCAUGCUCGAGGUCCGACCCGGUGAAGCCGUCGCUGUAAACUCUGUUUUUGAGCUUCACCGCAUGUUGGCCCGACCCGGUUCCAUAGAAAAAGUGUUGAACACUGUGAAGAAAAUUAAGCCCAAGAUUGUGAUCAUUGUGGAGCAAGAAGCGAACCAUAAUGGACCGGUUUUUCAGGACCGGUUCACGGAGGCCCUGCAUUACUACUCGAGUUUGUUUGACUCGCUGGAGGGAUCGUCCUCUUCGACCGGGUUGGGUUCACCGAGUCAGGACCUGUUGAUGUCGGAGCUUUACCUGGGGAGACAAAUAUGCAACAUAGUGGCGUGUGAAGGGGUGGACCGGGUCGAGCGCCACGAGCCUCUGACUCAGUGGAGGGGGAGAAUGGGCUCGGCCGGAUUCGACCCGGUUCAUCUCGGGUCUAAUGCUUUCAAACAAGCUAGCAUGUUGUUGGCUCUUUUCGCCGGCGGUGAUGGCUAUAGGGUGGAGGAGAAUAAUGGGUGUCUCAUGCUUGGGUGGCACACGAGGCCACUCAUCGCAACCUCCGCGUGGAAGCUUCCCGCCGGUGAGUCUUAGUGAGUUGACUCACUGGGUCCCACCGAGUUAGGAAAUUGGAUGGACGCUGUAGAUUAAUUGGGAAUGAGUGAUGAGAUGAGAUGAGAGGGUUUGAUUGAACUUGGACUUGAGUGAGCCAGUAACCGAGUGAGCCAGCGAGGCAGAAGGAUAAAUAAAAAGAGAAACCAAAAA